Molecule: messenger RNA, 1467 nt
Organism: Armigeres subalbatus
Lineage: Eukaryota; Metazoa; Arthropoda; Insecta; Diptera; Culicidae
Product: growth hormone-inducible transmembrane protein
Exons: 4
Coding region: 170-1195 (341 amino acids)
Cellular component (GO): mitochondrial inner membrane
Source: RefSeq, a predicted model, not a curated record
UACUCGCACGUCAAAUUCAAUCAAAACAUCUAGAAGUUCGCAUCUGUUCGCAUCACAGAUCCAAGUGCUCCGAAAAUUUGAUUCAGAAUACGCGAUUGUUGUGAAAUUCCGUGAAAAAAAAAUUUAUAUUGAAUUUUAAGUACAUUUUUUUGUAAAGGAUAAAAGAAAAAUGCUUUCCCGUCUAGCUUGCACAGGGGGACGCACCUUCCUGUCAACCCCCUUGCUGCAGUCAGCCUUGCAACAAGUUCCAAGACGCCAGCCGGUAAUCCGUCAGUAUGCUCGCGAGGUGAAAGGCGGCGGUUCAUCGGGAACCAGCAGUUGGACUGCCCGAGCCGAACGGCAAACAUUGCGCGAGAAGGCUAUGGCACCACCCGGCCCAAAUGCUUAUUCACUGGGUAAAGGUGCUCUCGCUGGCGGUGCCGCACUUGGUUUAGGGGCACUGUGCUUUUACGGGCUUGGUUUCGGAGGUGGAACCAGUACAUUGGAUAACUCACACGCCUGGCCAGAGUUUGUGAAAGAACGCAUUCGCGACACGUAUUUAUAUUUUGGAAGCUCUUUAGGCAUCACAGCAGCGAGUGCCGUUGCUGUUUUUCGGAGUCCAACCUUGCUGAAUUUAGUAUCGAGAAAUGGGUGGAUGUCAAUUCUCGGUACGUUCGCUGUUAUGAUUGGCUCCGGUAUGUUGGCUCAGUCAAUCCCCUACAGCCCAGGAUUUGGAUCUAAACAACUGGCAUGGGCUGCUCAUUCGGCCAUUCUGGGGGCUGUCAUCGCUCCCAUCUGUUUUAUUGGAGGUCCCUUGCUGACACGGGCAGCUUGGUACACGGCGGGUGUCGUCGGUGGACUUUCCACCGUAGCGGUGUGUGCUCCAAGCGAUAAGUUCCUCAAUAUGGGAGGCCCACUGGCCAUCGGCCUGGGUGUUGUAUUCGCCUCCUCGAUGGCAUCAAUGUUUCUGCCACCGACAACUGCUCUUGGAGCAGGAAUUGCAUCACUGUCGUUGUACGGAGGACUGUUGCUGUUUAGCGGAUUCCUACUCUACGACACUCAGAAGAUUGUGAAACGAGCGGAACUAUAUCCCUUGUAUGCUCCCCGCCCAUUCGAUCCCGUGAAUUCGGCGAUGUCGAUCUACAUGGAUACGAUGAAUAUCUUCAUAAGGAUUGCAACAAUUUUAGCCGGCGGUGGAGGAAAUCGACGAAAGUAAAUCAUAAUUCACUUUUCUAUACAUAGCGAAAAGCUUGAAUAACUUGUUAGUAAAUUUCAUAGUUUCAAAUUUUUCGUUAGACAGUUCACAAAUUUGAAACCUAGAGAACAUAAUAAUAAUAAAAUGCGAUGGUAUGAUCUUUCAGGGAGAAGUAAUGUCAAGAAAUUUGAAGUGAAAUAGGUAUCCAAUAACGUGGAAUGAAGAAAAUUUGUAGUUUGCCUAUUUUAUAAUAUUAAACAAGAAGAUGCAAUAAAAAUUUGAAUAUACAUUAA